Molecule: messenger RNA, 1011 nt
Organism: Strongylocentrotus purpuratus (purple sea urchin)
Lineage: Eukaryota; Metazoa; Echinodermata; Echinoidea; Camarodonta; Strongylocentrotidae
Gene: romo1
Product: reactive oxygen species modulator 1
Exons: 3
Coding region: 133-366 (77 amino acids)
Biological process (GO): protein insertion into mitochondrial inner membrane; protein import into mitochondrial matrix
Cellular component (GO): TIM23 mitochondrial import inner membrane translocase complex
Source: RefSeq, a predicted model, not a curated record
GGGAAAGAGACUAUAGACUACACGACUUCAAUUUUGUGGAUCAAUUACACUCGAGACAGGAGACGUGACUGAAGCUGCGAGAAAUUUCAGUAGAAUUGUGCUUUUACAUUAGCUGGAUAACAAGUAACCAAGAUGCCAGUGUCUAUGCAGCCUACCUCGGGACCUUCCUGCUUUGACAGGGUUAAGAUGGGCUUCAUGAUCGGUUUUUGUGUUGGAAUGGGGUCAGGCGCACUCUUUGGAGGAUUUUCCGCUCUAAGGUAUGGUCUACGCAGUCGUGAGCUGAUGAAUACAGUAGGAAAGAGCAUGGUGCAGGGAGGAGGAACGUUUGGACUUUUCAUGUCAAUUGGUACAGGAAUAAGAUGCUGAGACAUUGCUUCAAGAUGGAGGAACAAUCUCAACAUCUAGUAUGGACUCUAAAAUCAUGAACUGAUCUCUUUGAGAGGGAUACUGUGACAUUUGUAUAAUUUUAUACAAGGAAUUGACCAAGUUAAUUUGCUGAUGCUCCAGUUGUGAUCGUAACAGAUCACUACUCUCCAGUGGUUUAUGUGGAGUUGUGGGUUUCUAACUGAUUGACGUGACUGAUCUUACAAGUCUGAUAAGCAUUAUUUGGCUCAGAUCUUUGUCAUCCACAGGAUAAGCAGUUGUUUCUAUUGACCGAUUUACAAACCUCAUUCAUGUACAUUGUAUCUGAUAUCUUUUAUAAUUUUCAUCAUCAUCAGACUGUCGUGUCAAUUUUAACAAACGAAUCAUAAAAUGAAAUUACAUAUACAUGCAGAAGGGCAUGCAGAAAGCUAUGUCCAUCUAAAGUCUUAUUAUACAUGGACUUGUAGUUACUUCCCAACUGAAACCAAAAUAUUAAUAUGUGAUGAUUCCUAUCUUUUGAAGUUUGUAGGACUAGGAGUAACUUGUUUAAAACAUUGCCCGUAACAGGUGAAUAACUCCAAUAAUACACAUUUAUGUACGUUUCUUAAAUAUAUGAAUAAAUGGAACAGCAUAAUAUAAAGAAUUGUA